Molecule: messenger RNA, 1140 nt
Organism: Monodelphis domestica (gray short-tailed opossum)
Lineage: Eukaryota; Metazoa; Chordata; Mammalia; Didelphimorphia; Didelphidae
Source: RefSeq, a predicted model, not a curated record
CUCCCUACAGGUUAUAAACAUCAAAUGAGCUUCCCUUGCUUCAGAAACAUAUCAUGGAGCUCUUACUACAAGAACUUCACACUCAGCUUCACUAUUACCAACAUGUUUUACACAACAAAGAUGAAUCAAAAGGACUCCAGAACAUUCAAGGCUGCUGAGCAUAUCCUGCAAAUCUUGCUCAAGGUAUUGUUUGGAAGCAGCAGGAUUGGCUCUCAGUAUUCUGGAUGCAGUGACCUUUCACUGAGGUCUCUGAGGAACAGGAUAGCAACCGGAGUGGAUAUAGUCUGCAGUUUCAAGAAGGACUCCUCCAACCAUGUCCUGGACAAAAAGGUGGUUUACUGGGAGCUGACUGAACAGCUCUGUACAAGAAAGCUAAAACACCUGGUUAUAGACAAUGAUAGCCUCAUUGUGAAUGGGUAUCAACAUAAGCUGCCAGGAAUCAGAUCCACAAAGAGUUCAAUUAAAUCUAAAACCCAUAAAGACAUGAAACAGGAAUUGGAGAGGGCAGGAGAGACACAUUCUCACGUGUCAGGAAGUGAGGCUGGUGUAGGAGCUGUCACCCAUAUCCCCGACCAUGGAGAACCAGGAAAAAUCAUGACAUCACUGACUAGUGGCCUCCUGAUCCGGGAAUCCACUGUAUAUGCUAUAGCGAGUGAGAUUGGUGUAGGGCCCUUCACCCAUAUCCGAGACCACGGAUCAGCAAGAGACAUGACAUCAGUGACCAGUGAAUCUACUGCAGGUGCCAUGGGUAAGAAAAUAUUUCUUUUCUUUCUAUUAUACUGGUAUUCAUCCUUGCUCUGGGCCCUUGUUUUCCAGCUUUCAAAUAUGAUAUGGACUCAUCUUCAUAGAGGUGAUGCUGGUGUGGUGCCAGUCACACAUGCCCAAGGCCAUGAAGGACCAGGAAGCACAGGGGCACUGAUGAGGAGCCCCCUGACCCCUGUGUCUACUGUUAUUCCCACAGGUGCUGUCCAGCAGCCCUUACAAGAAAGGAAAGAUAGAAGAUUGACCCUUGGGGGAAGGGAUGAAGCCGAGGGGAUGGAUCAGAAUGGAGGCAGACACCAAUGCAAUAUUACCAAUGAGCAAGCUGCACAGAUCAAGCUCCAGCUACCUAACUUCAAAGGACAUGAGGCAGUUAGAUAA